Molecule: messenger RNA, 96 nt
Organism: Cavenderia fasciculata
Lineage: Eukaryota; Evosea; Eumycetozoa; Acytosteliales; Cavenderiaceae
Exons: 3
Coding region: 1-96 (31 amino acids)
Source: RefSeq, a predicted model, not a curated record
AUGUAUAAUGUGAGAGUGUGUGGCAACCUCUCUUGUCUGUCUGCUGAGUCCUUUGGUUUUGUGUGGUUAGUUAUGUCUGUCUAUCACCUGACCUGA